AUUCUGCGCUGCUUUCCGCACUGCUGCCCCCACCACAUCCACUACCGGAACUGUGGAACGGCCAUUUGCCUGGCGGUGCAGCCGCGGUCCCAACUCGCGUCGUUGCGUGCUGUGCUCGCGUUCACGACCGCAACCGACGACGUCUUUGCGCUGCACGACGUGGUCCCUAGUAGCUACUUUGAGGCCCACACCCGGUCGCGGUCCAAUAUAUUUGGCACGCUCUACGAAGGCCUCCGGCUGCCGUCGCUCGACACCGUGCGGCAUUUUCGCUUUGACGAAAAACUCGUCGAUGGCUGGCACUAUGCAUGGAAGAGCGGCCGCAGCAAGGCCCAGCGGGACCUUCCCCACGUGCUUCGGCUCCAGAUCCAAGACUUUGCGCCGCCCAGCACGAGCUCGGACCACUUGAUGGCCAUCUUGUCGAGUCUGCAGUCCAUCUCGUUGGAGGCGACGCCACCGCCGCUCCUCGACACUGCCCACGACGACGUGUGCCUCGCCAUGAUCGUCGCGCUGAACCACAAGGAUGUCUUCGAGCGCAUGAACGACGUCUUGGUUGCCAACGCCGCCGCGGUCCUCGACAAGACCGACCUCCAGCGCGUCUACUACGAGUGCCUCAUGGAGCAAGUGCUCUUUCCGAUCCUGGAGGCGGUGCUGGAUCAGCACCACGUCUCGGCAGUCGAGGUUGCGAGCGCGCUGCCACACCACACCAAGAGCAACGACCACCAUUUCUUUGGCCGGUUUGUGGCGCAGAUGCGCGAGUCGUACAUUUUGACACAGACGCUGGCGCCGACGCGCUUCCGCAGCCCAAGCGCCGGCAGCGCUGUGGAUGGCACGUGGGUGUGGCAACAAGAAGCCACCGUCGUGCACCACUGGGCGCUCUCAACGUCCCUCGUACACUACCUCUGCUUUCUCGACAACAUGUCGUCGUUCCAGCAGCGCUUCUCGACGCCAACGCUGCAUAUGCGGUCCAUGUCGCCUCGGUUCAGUACCGUGCCCUCCGAGUUUGUGUGCGACGCCAGCCCCCGCAGCCUGCGCGUGCUCCCGACCGGCGAGUCGUGCUUGGCCGACCUCGUUGUCGACUACGUCGGGUACGUGGGGCCGCACGGAGACGUGACGCUCGCGCUGUAUCUUUUGCAGCGCAAUGCAAACAUGUGCCUUCUCGCCGAGGUCCACAUCGCGCCUCGAGAUGGUCAGACAUUACUGUACACAGUGCGCGUGCACCGGGCCAAUGCCCCGUCGCCUGUCGACGACGCCUUCUUCGAUGCCGACGCGUCGUCGCGCGUCACAAUGUGCCAAACGCAGUGGCCGCUGGUGCCUGUCGCUUCAUUGCACAUGACGUAUACUCGCGCGCCGUGA
Molecule: messenger RNA, 1353 nt
Organism: Saprolegnia parasitica CBS 223.65
Lineage: Eukaryota; Oomycota; Saprolegniomycetes; Saprolegniales; Saprolegniaceae
Exons: 5
Source: RefSeq, a predicted model, not a curated record